AUGGAGAAGAAAAUCACAGAGAAGAUUGCGGCGCUGCCGCCAGAUGCAAAUUACUUCUCCCUGGAGUUCUUCCCUCCAAAGACCCGGAUGGGUUUCGCGAACCUGUCUGCGCGUCUGGAGCGGAUGGCACAGGCCCUACGUCCGUUAUUCGUCACAGUCACUUGGGGUGCAGGCGGAAGCACGGCGGCCCGUUCCCUUGAGCUGGCCGAAGUUUGCCAGCGCCAACUGCAGUUGACCACUGUACUGCACUUGACAUGUACCAACAUGAGUCGCGCCUUGGUGGACAUGGCCCUGGAGGAGGCCAAGGUCCUUGGUAUUCGCAAUAUCCUCGCCCUCCGCGGAGACCCACCUCGCAGUGAAGAAUACAAUAUGCAUGGGGAGGACGAUAGCAACAAGGAUUUCACCUUUGCGGUUGAUCUUGUCAAAUACAUUCGCAAGCAGCAUGGUGAUUACUUCUGUCUUGGUGUUGCUGGAUACCCCGAGGGUCACCCGGCCGAUUCGUUCCAGGAUGUCCAGGAUCCUGCCCGUGAUAUUCCUUAUUUGGUUGAGAAGACCAAGGCUGGCGCGGACUUCAUCAUGACCCAGCUUACAUACGAUCUGGAGGCGUACCAGAAGUAUGAGGCCAUGCUUCGCAACCACGAGUCUGGCGUUUUCAAGACCAUCCCCAUCAUCCCGGGCUUGAUGCCUGUCCACAGUUACAAGAUUCUUACCCGUGAUCUGAAGCACGACGAUGAUGCCGUCAAGCGGGCCGGUGUUGACAUCGUGAGCAAUAUUGUCGGAGGCAUCCAGGAGCUUCCAUCUCCAGGCCCACGCGGUUUCCACUUCUACACCCUGAACUUGGAGAAGACGGUCUCUUUCAUCCUGGAGCGAUGUGAUUUGAUCCCACCAUUUUCCAAAAUCGACGAUGACUUGGCCAUUGAGGAGUUCGAUGGCCCUCCUCUCGACUCCCAGGUUCGCUCAUUAUCUAGACGUUGGGCGUCAUCCACCAACUCUCAGCCGUACAACCGAGUUAUCGUCGACAAGAUGUCUGCGCAUGAGUCUUCCAAGGACUCCGUGCAUGAGGCUCUGGCAACUGGCGCUGGUUUACCAGCCCUGCCUCCGGGUCGUGGAACGACUCUUCAAAUUUCCGAGGGCCUGGGUGCGCUUGGUAGAGAGGCUACCUGGGAUGAUUUCCCCAACGGUCGAUGGGGUGAUGCCCGCUCUCCUGCUUUCGGUGAGAUCGACGGCUACGGUCCUUCUCUCCACGUCACCUCUGCAGUUGCCCGUCGACUGUGGGGUCACCCAGUUGAUCGAAAGGAUAUCAACACACUCUUCCGUCGACACGUGUCCGGAGAACUGCACAUGGUACCCUGGUCAGAGGGUGGUGCCGAGGAGGAUGGCCCUGGUUUGAAUGCCGAGACUGAGCUUAUUCGGCCCGAGCUGCUCAAGCUCAUUGAUGGCCGAGGCUGGUGGACCCUGGCCUCGCAGCCUGCUGUGAACGGCGUCCGCAGCGACCACCAUAUCUUCGGCUGGGGCCCCCAGCGUGAGGGCUUUGUCUUCCAGAAGCCCUUCGUUGAGUUUUUCUGCUCUAAUAACGACUACAUGAAUAUCCUCAAGCCACUAUUUGAAAAGCACGGCCACGACAAGCUGUGUUGGUUCGCUACAAAUACCACCGGAGCCUUCGAGUCUUCACUCCCCAGCCAACCCGCUGACGUCGAGCUCGACGACCUCGGUUCAAACCCCGAAAGCGUGAACGCUGUUACCUGGGGUGUCUUCCGCGGCAAGGAAAUCGUGACACCCACCAUCAUUGAAGAAGUCAGUUUCCGCGCUUGGGGCGAGGAGGCUUUCCGUAUCUGGGACGAGUGGCGUCGGAUUUACCCCCGUGGUUCGCCUACGGAGCGCUUCCUUGAUACCACCAAGAAUGAGGCCUGGCUCGUCUGCGUGGUUGGCCAGCAGUUUGGCGCCGGUGUCCCGGCCGGUUCGAAGGAGGAAGAGGACGAGGUGAAAUGGAUGUGGCGAGUUCUGGCGGGCGAGACUCAGGAUUGA
Penicillium waksmanii is the source of this 2025-nucleotide messenger RNA. RefSeq names its product methylenetetrahydrofolate reductase (NAD(P)H) MET12. Gene Ontology annotation, biological process: tetrahydrofolate interconversion. The record is from RefSeq and is a predicted model, not a curated record. Gene Ontology annotation, cellular component: cytosol. The transcript has 3 exons. NCBI's taxonomy places the organism in Eukaryota, Fungi, Ascomycota, Eurotiomycetes, Eurotiales, Aspergillaceae. Gene Ontology annotation, molecular function: FAD binding; methylenetetrahydrofolate reductase [NAD(P)H] activity. The coding region runs from base 1 to 2025 and encodes 674 amino acids.